Geodia barretti is the source of this 771-nucleotide messenger RNA. The record is from the annotation of a GenBank genome assembly. Lineage: Eukaryota; Metazoa; Porifera; Demospongiae; Tetractinellida; Geodiidae.
CCAGCCUCGGAUGCUCCGCCGUUGACCCGCCUGAAAAGCCAGGCGGAGAUCUCAGGCAUUCGCGAAUCGGCGCGCAUCCUCUCGGAGACGCUGCGGCUGGUCGUCGAGAACGUGGAGCCCCGCAUCACCACCGCCGAGCUCGACCGAAUCGCCCGGUCGCACAUCGAGGCGUGCGGCGCCCGGCCCGCGUUUCUGGGCUACCUGGACUACCCGGCGACGCUGUGCGUGUCCAUCAAUGAAGAAGUGAUCCACGGUAUUCCCGGCCGGCGCCGGCUGGCGGACGGCGACAUCGUCGGGAUCGACUGCGGCGUCGAUUGCGCCGGCUGCUUCAGCGACGCCGCGCUGACGGUGCCGGUCGGGAGCGUUGCGCCGAGGACCGCGUCGCUGCUGGAGGCGACGCGCGAGUGCCUGACGUUGGCCGUGGCCGCCGCGGUACCGGGCAACCGCGUCCGAGAUGUCGCCAACGCCGUGUACCGCUACGCCAGCGCCAAGGGGUACGGCGUCGUGCGCCAGUUCUGCGGCCACGGGGUGGGGUUCUCCCCCCACGAGGACCCGCAGGUGUCGAACUACCCGUCGCCCGGGAGCAAUCCUCGCAUCAUGCCCGGCAUGGUUCUGGCGAUAGAACCGAUGAUCACCGAGGGCACGUGGGAGGUGGAGGUGCUGGACGACGGAUGGACCGUCGUCACCGCCGACCGCAAGCGCGCCGCUCACUUCGAGCACACGGUGGCAGUCCUCCGUGACCGCGCCGAGGUGCUGACUACGCACCUGUGA